Molecule: messenger RNA, 510 nt
Organism: Brenthis ino (lesser marbled fritillary)
Lineage: Eukaryota; Metazoa; Arthropoda; Insecta; Lepidoptera; Nymphalidae
Source: the annotation of a GenBank genome assembly
AUGCAAAAGCAAACAAUUUGUUGCGAGGGCUGGCAGUACGGGAGUGAGACUGACACUUGUUCUCCUCAGUGCAACACGGGGUGUAGAGGAGGUAAAUGCAUCAAGCCAGACCAAUGCUAUUGUGAACCUCCAGCCAUACUAGAUCCAGUACAAAAGAACGCAUGCAUAACCCCAACUUGUGACCCACCAUGCCAAAAUGGAGAGUGCAUAUCUAAUAAUAUUUGUUCUUGCAACGAGGGCUACGAAAAUGUAAACGGUACUUGUCAACCUAAAUGCGAUUCGUGUAUCAAUGGAGAGUGUAAAGUGCCAUUUAAAUGUGAGUGUUUUGAAGGUUUUACUAAAAACAACGGUAAAUGUGAACCAGUGUGCUUAGGCUGUGACUUUGGUAGUUGUACUGCACCCAAUAAUUGUAUAUGCAUUGAUGGUUAUAAAAGGAAUAAUAGUGUUUGUUGCCCGGAAAACUGUACGAUGUGUGAUGAACGUGGAAUCUGUCUCGAUGGACAUUGCGGG